AUGCCAGCAGCAGGAGCGGGUCAGCCGGACAUGAUGUGGGUGCUCGCUGAAAUGAUCGAUGGGCACAGAAUCGGCCAGGAGAUCACUUUGGACGCUGGUAGUCCCACUGAUGGGGAUCGAGCCUUGGUCCACCUCACCGAUGAGAAUGGGAAGGAUCGCGUUGUGUUAGCAGCUCAUGUCAGCCGGGGCUCCGUGGGUGAAUUUUGCGAGGAGCGGAUCAGGCUAUGCCGACUCGCGGAGGCCAACGCUGGCGAUGACAGGGUAUCUGCUGAAGACGUGAGGACCAUGUCCAUCCAUUACCUAGCAAAUGGUGAGCGCGGCAGAAAUUUCAAGGAGACCGUGAAGGAGCUGCGCCAAGUGGAGUUUGAUGAUUUUCCUUUUCAACCACGGACAUGCCAAGAGUACCUUAGGGCGGUGUGUGAAAUAGCGGAGAGCUGCUAUGGGCAGCAUCUGGCCUGGGUCCAGCAGUCACGGAUUCCGGAAGGCGAUCGAGCCAUCUACGAGGACGAGGUGCUCAGCCAGGUCCUUGAUACGGCGAUCCGCUAUGACUGCCUGAAUGUGGUGAAUUUGGCAAGUUUUGAGCUGAUUGUGCGGAGGAAGCAACUCUUAGCAGAAGCUCAUGUGGGUGACCCUUCAGCCCCCUCAUAUGCGGCCAGCGAUUACUUCAUGGGGCGCCGAUAUCGGCCAGGAGGUGGAAUCGUGGUGCCAGCGCUGACGGAACAUGUAUCCCGACGGAUGCAUGAGGAGAGCCAGAUCAUGAAGGAGAAGCGUAAGCUGAUCGAAGCCAAAGGAGGAGGAAGGGACGGGGCAGUACAGUUUGUGUCGUCCUUGGAUGAGCUCAACCUUGUUCAGCGGGAUGCCAUGGUCCACAUCAUCCGUCGAGUGAGAUCUUUUGGCGGCCGACCUCUGAAUGCAAGCCGUGCAGGAGCCCUUCAGGCGCUCCGCAUCGCCUGCAGCCCUUAUGGGGGCGACAGUACAGGCGUGGGCGACGUGGUACCUAUGAGGCUGGGCAUCCUGUCAGUUCCAGAGGUGGGCGUAGAAGGCGUGGACAUUUCUGGGCUUUUGGAUGGGCGAGCCGGGGAGUUCCUUCGUAACCCGGAGGACCAGAUGUUGCAGGAUGCUGACAAUUGGGGCAUUCUGUGCGAAGAGAUGGCCAAGCUGCGCACAUACAACGAUCCGCAGCUAAAGCCGCCGCCAACCCUGGAUGCAGGCCGGGCGCUGUCGAUGCCGUACUGUGACAACACGCAUGUGCUGGCAACAGACCCGGAGGAGCGGUGGAGAUAUAAGAGGAGCCCGGUUGACGAAUGGUGCCCCCGAAAGAGAGCCCUGAAACUGGACCCCUUUUCUGACGUCUCUACCGCACGGUGCGACCCCAAGGCGCUAGAGCAGGCUGACCAAUUCACUAGGAAUGAAGAGUUUGAGGAGGUACCAUCAAGUAUGCUUUCAGUGGAGGGGUGGAAAGUUGCAAAGUCGGGCAAGUGGAUGCACACCAAGGAGCACAUUACCCUGAAAGAAGGUCGGACUGCAGUCUUGGCAAUAAGAAGUCGACGAGACCCUCGCAGAUUACUUCGACGUCCUGUACCUGGACGGGCAGGGGGUGAACGCCGGAGAGAAGACCUUAGCAGCGGUCGAGUUCUACUUCCAUGCGGUCAAGGGCAAAAUGAUGCGGAGCAGGAGGGCGCUGCGGGGGUGGAGGAAGGUGAGGCCACCGCGGAGCCGGUUGCCUUUGCCGCGGACAGUAGUGUUUGGCAUAGCGAUGCGGAUGAUUUUCCAAGGGCAUCGGGACAAGGCGCUCAUGAUCUUGCUCAGUUUCGAUGCCUAUCUGAGGCCAGGCGAGGCAGCGGAUUUGGUCGCUCGCAAUCUUGUUCCUCCGGUUCGGGGGACUGGCAAGCAGUACCAGCUUUAUACCCUGGUGGUCAGAGAGGAGGACGAGGGGGUGCCGGACAAGACGGGAAUUUUCAGCAGCUCAAUCCCGAUGGACAAUCCGAGCACGAAGAAUUGGUUGGGGCCGGCGAUUCAACGGUUAUGCAAGCACAAGAAGGCAAACGAACGUUUGUUCGACUUCAACCAGGACAGCUACCGAGCAGCUUUCAAAUCUGCAAGCAAUUGGCUGGGCUUGGGAGACUUGCACACCUACCAGCUGCGGCAUGGCGGAGCCUCCGAAGACUUGCUAGGCGGAGUCAGGGAGUACCAGGUAGUGAAGGAGAGGGGUCGCUGGCGGACAGACACAUCAGUGCGGAGAUACGCCAAGGUGGGGAAGAUUCAGGCGUUACUCAACAGACUCGCCCCGUGGGCCAUACAAUUCUGCAAGAGAGCGGAAGCGAAAAUGGAGGAGGUGAUCACGGGGAAGCUCGCAGCGUUCAGCGCAUAGAUCCUCUUUGGCAGGACUGGAAAUCCGCCCCGGCCGGGAGCACUCUUGAGAUCUUUGCAGGCUGUGGAAGGCUGACAAGAGCCAUCAGGAGGCGUUCUAUGCGAGCUUAUGCCAUUGACUUUCUCAUCAGUUCUGCUGACAAUGUGUUGGACCCGCAGGUCGAGGAUAGCAUUGUAUCUUUGUUGGUGCAAGGAAGGAUUCGAUUUGUUUGGUUGGGCAUGCCAUGUACUACUUUCAGUAUUGCAAGGCGUCACGACGGAAUAGGACCCCCCCCUCUACGAAGCGAUGCUUGUCCUAUGGGUUUGAGCAACCUAUGCAGACGGGAUCAGCAGAAACUCAAUGAGGGGAAUCAGCUGCUUUUCUUUACAGGACGUAUUUUGUGGUAUUGCUAUGCUUUGCGGAUUCCAUUUGUACUGGAAAACCCCUGGUCAUCCAGAUGCUGGCAGACUCCCAUAUUGCGUUCCUUUUUAGAUUUGCCGCACAUCACUCUUUUGGAAUUGCAUUUCUGCCAAUUCAAUGAGAAGUGGAAGAAGCCCACAGCUCUUAUGGUUUUCGGUCUGGACCUGGACCAUGUCGCAAAACAAUGUGCAGGGACAAAUCGAAUUUGCAGUGCCACGGGCAAGCCUCAUGUAGCACUAAAGGGCAUUGGCCCCGACAAACGCUUCAUGACGCUGAUUGCUCAGCCGUACCCUUUUCAGUUGGUUGAAGCAAUUGCCGAUGCCUUGCAGCAGCAACUUACUGGAGCGCAGAGCGGGUAG
Molecule: messenger RNA, 3129 nt
Organism: Effrenium voratum
Lineage: Eukaryota; Dinophyceae; Suessiales; Symbiodiniaceae
Source: the annotation of a GenBank genome assembly